UAAUAAGGAACAUCCUGCUUUCGACAGAGAGGGGGAGGAUAGAGCUGAGGUCUGGCAUCUCCCGGUAGUAGGCUAUAUCUACCAGGUCUUGAACACUAAAGGGUCCAACAGAGGGGGACAAAAUAAUAGAAAGAAAAAGGCUUCCAUCGUAGGAAGAAGGAAUCUCCACUCGUUUUAUGCCUGGUACCAUUACCGGAGAAGGACACACGCCGGUUUAGUGUUUUACCGAUACGGAUUAAUAAAACGCCAGACGGAUGUUCGCGAGGAGGGGCGGUGCACUCUGAAGUUGGAGACUACUGCCUACGGAGAGAAGCGCUUGUUCCCCGGUGAAGGUUCGCGCCCCCCAGCCACAGCAUGAAGCUGCCGCCGUGUCUGAUGACGAUCCUCGCGGCGCUGCUCGCUCACUCCGCGCUGGGUCAGACCUGGGUUCCGUCUAUAGAUCUAGAAGGUUCUUCUGGAGAUGAGUAUUAUGAUGAUGAAGACCUCUUCUCAGGCUCUGGAUCUGGCUUUCCAGAGGUGAAGGUCAACCCUACAGCGGUGGGUGUGUCUUUCACCACUGAGGAGCCCCUCCCCCUUUCCACCACCCAGGCCACUGGCCCCGCCCCCUCAGCCCCACCUGCAGCCGAGCCCAAUCCCAACCCUGACGCUCUCCCCACCCCACUACCCACUGAGGGAGAGGGGGAGAGUGGGAUAGAGUGGGAGAGAGGGAGGGAGAGAGAGAGGGAGAGGGAAAGAGAGAGAAGAGAAAAGGAGAGGGAGAGAGAACGAGAGAGAGAGAGGCAACGGGAAAUAGAGAGGGAACGAGAAAGAGAACGUGAAAGAGCGAGAGCCGCCCAGACCACCAUCUCACCCCGUGGCCCGGCGGCUGUUCCCAUGGCGACCACCAGCACAGCGACGCCUCUGGCGGAGAGCGCAGCACCCUCUAGUGGCGUGCAGGACCUGGUCACCACAGAAGAAGAGGACGAGGAUGUCUACCUGUCCCCAGACCCCACCACCAGUAUGCCUAUGGAGACCACCACAGAAGAAGAAGAAGAAGAAGUGACCACUACAGAGACAGAGACCACACCCCUCCCAGAGACAACAGCUCCACCCACUACGAUUGGCCCAGCCCUAACUGAGAGGUCUAGCUCCACCCCCUUUAGGCCCAGUGUUCUGGUGACCACGCCUACUAAAGCCACACCCACAGAGAGGAGCACACGCCCACAGCAGCCCUCUACGACAAUGAACAAUGAAUUAGGGGUUAAUGGACCCAGCGGAGACUUUGAGAUCCGGGAGGAGGACCGUCGCCAGGGCAAUGAGGUUGUUGGGCGUGGCCGUGGCAUGGAGACUGGGGCAGAACCUGAUCUGAUUGGCAACACAAUUAACACAGGAAGUUCUGCCGCUCAACUUCCUCAGAAGAACAUCUUGGAGAGGAAGGAGGUUCUGAUAGCGGUGAUAGUGGGGGGCGUGGUGGGGGCACUGUUCGCAGCGUUCCUGGUCAUGCUGCUGGUGUACAGGAUGAAGAAGAAAGAUGAAGGCAGCUACACGCUGGAGGAACCCAAGCAGGCCACCGUCACCUACCAGAAAGCUGACAAACAGGAGGAGUUCUACGCAUAACACACACAGAGAGAGAUGCUUAUUACUCCAGCUCCCUUCCCGUCCUGUCGCUUCACAUCUCCUUCCUAUCCUUCUCCCAUAUCUUCCUCCCUCUCUUUUCUCCUAUGCUCCUGUCCUCCAUGUCAGUUGUUCCUGAGAGUGCCCGUCUCUCCAUGGACUCAAACAUUUCUUUAAAAAAUAUAAAUACAUUUUAAAAAAAUAACAAAAUAAAUAUAUCAGCUGGAAAAAAUUACAUAAAAACGUGAUACACAAUUUUUUUUAUUUUUAAGUAAAUGUUAUUGAUAUUAUAUGAUUAUUGUUCUGAUGAUGUAAUGAACUGAUUAUUUUGUAAAAACACAAGCUCUUAUCCGGUGUUCCAGCACAAUACUCUAGUGUCUGUUCCACGGAGCGAAUGAGCCAAGUGAAAGAGGGAUGGUGGAGAAGAAGAGACAGAGACAAACAGAGGAAAGAGAGUGUCAUCUGAUUGGCCACACAGACACUGGGGUCAAAGGUUAGAGGAAAGGUCUCUAUUGUAGUGCCUUCCAUUGUCCUGGUGCUCUCUCUCUCUCUCUCACACACACACACACACACACACACACAUGGCUUGGACCCCUCUCUCUGUGCUUGGCCAAUCAGAGUAGGGGAACCCUCCCACAACGCUCUGACAACCUCAGGACAACGUUGUGGCAGCAUUCACUGGUAGUUAGCAAGGGAUUCUAACCAGGGAUAUAGUGUUAAAUAAAAUGGUGGGUAAACAAACCGCUGGGGUAACAUAAACGUUAGCUAAUGCUAACAACGCUACCUGAUCGUAGUAGUUGUGUAAACACUGUUCACCAAGUAAAGGGGUGUUUAAACAACAGAUUACGAGUGUUUACCCUCCGCUACAUCCCUGGGUUGUAUUCAUUAGGCACCAACAAAGAAAACAGACUGAAACAGGGAGAAGGACUACCUGGACCUAAGACUACCUGGUCCAAUAAGAAAUGCACAUUUCCGUAUUCCAUUGCAAAAUGUUUUACAACGUUUUCCGUUGUGUGUCAAUGAAUACGACCCUGGUGCUGUAUGCUAACACAGGGCUAGCGGCUAGCUGUCUGGGUUGCUCCUUUACGCUGUACAAAGGUGAUUAGUUCUAUGGAUAGUAAUAAUAACCAAUAAUAUAUCAAUGUUCUGGGCUGGUUGGUAAAUAAUAGUAAUAAUGAAAAUAAUACUCGAACGAACGGAUGUGUAUUUAGCGGUUUCAAAAGUUUAUAUGUAAAUAUCAUUGUAUGAAAUACUUUUUCUGUCGUUGUCACUAACCAGUCGCAUGAUCACCAUUUCUAUAUCACGUCAAUCUGUGGAGCUGUGCUCUCAACACACACACACACACACACUCACAAGUACGCACUCACACACUUAA
Molecule: messenger RNA, 2968 nt
Organism: Salvelinus sp. IW2-2015
Lineage: Eukaryota; Metazoa; Chordata; Actinopteri; Salmoniformes; Salmonidae
Source: RefSeq, a predicted model, not a curated record